AUGCCGCGGGGGUGCGGCUGGAGACCAUCAUGCGGAUCUCCAACCACAGCUCGUCUGAGGCCCUCCUUUAAGACAGCAUGGACGGGCAUGUUUGGACAUGUAUGGACGUCAGCGUGCACCUGAUUGGUCCAUUUAAUACUUUUCUUAACAGUAUGAUGGCGCACACAAAGUUAAAAUAAUGGAAUCUGUCUCUACCAACGUGCCAUACGAGAGCACACCAUUGGCUGUCGCCUACCGCAUAAGUGCGAUUGAAUUCAAUCUUGAUCCAAUUUAGCAUACAUUAAAAUUCAAUUUAAUCAUUU
Messenger RNA from Chondrus crispus (carragheen), 302 nucleotides. RefSeq lists its product as hypothetical. Lineage: Eukaryota; Rhodophyta; Florideophyceae; Gigartinales; Gigartinaceae. The coding region runs from base 1 to 123 and encodes 40 amino acids. The transcript is spliced from 2 exons. The record is from RefSeq and is a predicted model, not a curated record.